AUGAUUGAGUUAGAACUUGGUUAUAUAAUUGUAUACGAAUACAUCAAACAGAAAUAAGAAAUUUAAUGUAAACAUUCUAUCCUGCCUCUUGAGAUCACCUUUAGAACCCACUUUUGUUUAGAAUUGUUAUCAAAAUCUUCAUUAAAUUCAAUUUAGUACAAUAAAGAUGAGCUAAUAUUCUAUCUAUUAUUGUUGUAGGAGUAAUUUAUUUUUUAGUUGUAAUUGUUGCAUACAUUGAUUACUAAGGGAAAAUAGUAUUUGUAAAAUGUCUUUUUAAAUAUUGUUAAAUUGUAUUCCAUAAUAUCAUAUUCUUGCCAUCAUCGAAUAUAUUUAUUAAUUUUGCACUUUCAUAAAGCAAUCUAGCCUUAUCACUAAUCGGACAAUAUUACUAGAAUUACAAUUUUGCUUUUUCAAUCCAAAGAUUGCUCUUUUGAAAUCGAAGGGUGUUUCUCAAUUAAAUCAAUUAAUGGAUUUUAUUUACUAAUGUAAUUUAUAAUUUAUUUUGUAGUGUAAGGUAAAUAAUUGAACACUGUGCCCAGUAUUUUAUUACUUUUAGCAAAAUUAGCGUACAAUUUUUGAGUGGGGCACCUAACAUUGAGAAUUUGGCCCAUUUCAAUUGA
Molecule: messenger RNA, 620 nt
Organism: Paramecium octaurelia
Lineage: Eukaryota; Ciliophora; Oligohymenophorea; Peniculida; Parameciidae
Source: the annotation of a GenBank genome assembly